Molecule: messenger RNA, 2178 nt
Organism: Thelazia callipaeda (thelaziosis nematode)
Lineage: Eukaryota; Metazoa; Nematoda; Chromadorea; Rhabditida; Thelaziidae
Source: the annotation of a GenBank genome assembly
GGUGAAGCGAUGGUUGAUGUAGAUGAAACUUUGAAAAGAAUCCAGAAUCAGAAGAAUGUUGCGGGGGUUAUUAUCAUGGAUUCUUUAGGUAUAUAUAAUUUCUCUUUCAUAUUUAUUUCUAUUCAGGAUUGUUGUCGGUUGAUUAGAUCAACCUUGGAUGAUGAAGCAACGGAACGGCAUUCCUCACUACUUUACCAGUUGUCUGAUAAAACAAAAAGUAUCAUUCAAGAACUGGACGGCUCGAACGACCUUGUAUUCUUGAGACUACGAACCAAAAAACACGAAAUAAUGAUUGCACCGGACAAGGAUUUUUUGUUAGCUCUUCGUAAGAUGCCAAGCUUUUUUGAUGUGAUUGGUUUGGGCUCGCAGGCGGUACCUUCAACACUUGCGACACCAGUGCCUAGUGAUUCAACUCCUGGUAAGAAUAACAGUUCAUUAAACUUACAUAUAGAUAUCAUGGUUGUAAAUAUUGGCGCGCGUUGUCCAAGUAAUAUACCAAAAGAGAAUAAUACCAAAGCGCGAAUGCAAAAAGGAUAUUCUUUUGAUUCAUCAGCUCUGGAACGUGCAGCAGAUGCAGCUAGACAGUUGGAAAUGUCUCGAAAUGCUAAGGAGGCAUUCGAAAUAGCACGAUUGCAAGAAAUUACGAAGCAGAAGGAAUUUGAGGCUGCUUACAAGCAGUCGGAAGCUCAAAUGCAAGCACUUCGUAGUGAGCAAAUACGUGUUGCGGAAGAAGAAAGGCGUAAAACUCUAGUUGAGGAAACCAAACAUGCACAUGCUAGAGCUGAAUAUCAAGAUAAAUUAGCUCGUAAACGACAAGAAGAAGAAUUGGCGGUAAAAGCGCGCAUGCAAGCCGAAAGCUUGAAAAAGCAAGAAGAAAGCGUUAAAAAGCAAGAAGCCAUGAGACGAGCAACUGUUGAGCAUGAGUUAGCCUUGAAACACAAAUAUGAUCUGGAAAAAGUUGAAGCAGAAACUCAUGCUAGAGCUAAAGCUGCUCGUGAAAAUCGAGAUAUUAAUUUGGAGCAGCUACGCGCAGCUGAAGAAGAACGAAGAAAAACAACCAUUGAACGAAUAAAGACUAGCGGAGCUGUUCUGGGAUCCGGGUUAGAAGAAUUUAUCAACGAUCCUAAGAAAAUUAUUUCAGCUGUUGGUAGCUUGACAGCGCUUGCUGUUGGAUUAUACGGUGCUAAACGAGGUACAGCUGUUGUGGCCCGACAAGUUGAAUCAAGGUGGGGUAAACCAAGUUUAAUACGAGAAACUUCACGUGUAACAUUCUCGGAACUUCUGAGACAUCCAAUUAAUACAUUUCGGACAGUUUUUCGAACUUCAUCUGAUCCAUUGAAAGGGAUUAUUUUGAGUCCAAAAUUAGAAGCGCAUUUACGAGAUAUCGCGAUAACUACAAAAAAUACAAAGAAGAAUUAUGGUCUCUUUCGAAACGUAUUAUUUCAUGGCCCACCAGGCACUGGUAAAACUCUUUUUGCAAAAAGUUUAGCCCAUCAUUCCGGUUUGGACUAUGCCAUAAUGACCGGUGGUGAUGUUGCACCUUUAGGACGUGAUGGAGUUUCUGCUAUGCACAAGGUCUUUGAUUGGGCUCAACAUACAAGGAAAGGCUUAAUUCUUUUCAUCGAUGAAGCUGAUGCAUUUUUGCGUAAAAGAGCGACUGAGCAAAUAAGUGAAGAUAUGCGUGCGACAUUGAAUGCGUUUUUAUUUAGAACUGGUGAACAAUCAAGAAAGUUCAUGCUAGUAGUCGCUUCUAACCAACCAGAGCAGUUUGACUGGGCUGUAAACGAUCGUUUGGAUGAAUUAGUGCACUUUCAUUUGCCAGGUCCUGCAGAACGUGAACGCAUCAUUCUGCAAUAUUUUGAUGAGUACAUUGCUAGACCAGCUAUUUCAAGUUCGAAAAAAGCCCGAUUGAAGUUAGCAGAUUUUGACUGGAUUAAAAAAUGUGCAGAUGUUGCGUUAAAAACUGAUGGUAUGAGUGGUCGUCAACUUUCAAAGCUUGUAAUCAGCUGGCAGGCAGCAGCAUAUGCUUCUGAGGAUGGUGUGCUUACAACCAAAAUGAUUGACAUUUGCACUAAUGAGAUGGUACAACAACACAGACAAAAGAUUACAUGGCUUAAUAGGGAACAGUUAUCCAUAAUGCAGGCGGAAGAUGAAGUAAGCGUUCAUUCCUUAUCUUAA